CAGGUGUCCCAAUCCCCUCCAAAUCAUGUGAUUCAGAUGUUCCAAUCCCCUCCAAAUCACGUGAUUCAGGUGUUCCAAUCCCCUCCAAAUCAUGUGAUUCAGGUGUUCCAAUCCCCUCCAAAUCACGUGAUUCAGGUGUUCCAAUCCCCUCCAAAUCAUGUGAUUCAGGUGUUCCAAUCCCCUCCAUAUCAUGUGAUUCAGGUGUUCCAAUCCCCUCCAUAUCAUGUGAUUCAGGUGUUCCAAUCCCCUCCAAAUCAUGUGAUUCAGGUGUUCCAA
This is a messenger RNA of Staurois parvus, 276 nucleotides long. The record is from the annotation of a GenBank genome assembly. Lineage: Eukaryota; Metazoa; Chordata; Amphibia; Anura; Ranidae.